Prorocentrum cordatum is the source of this 2667-nucleotide messenger RNA. NCBI's taxonomy places the organism in Eukaryota, Dinophyceae, Prorocentrales, Prorocentraceae. The record is from the annotation of a GenBank genome assembly.
GCUGCCGCACAGGCGCCCAAGGUGCCGACGGGCAUGGCCGAGGCCAUCGAGGCGCACGAGGAGGCCCGGGAGGUCACGGUGGCGGCCGAGCAGGACGACGACGCGGGCGAGGAGCAGGACCCGAAGGUGGCCGCCCUGGGGAAGCUGCAGGCGUUGCUGGACGGCGCCGCCCCGAAGAGCGAGCUGGAGGCCGCCCUCAAGCUCGCGAAGGCCGCCGGCGUCGACGACGCGGCGCAGGAGCUGCGGGCCGCUGAGCAGCGCCUGGAGGACCUGGAUGCGCGCAUCAAGGCCGCCGGGAAGCUAUCCAAGGCGGUGGCCGCCAGGGACGCCGCCAAGAUCAAGAAGGCCCUGGCCGAGGCGGAGAAGUGCCAGGUCGACUCGUCGAGGCUCGACGAGGCGAGGGAGGUCCUCGCCGUCGAGGAGCCCAGGCAAAAGGCCCGCGACAGGCUGUCCGCCGCGGAGGAGGCGGGCGACGCGGAGGCCAUGAAGGCCGCGCUGGCGAAGGGCGAGAAGGUCGGCUUGCCCGAGGCGGAGCUGGACAAGUACAGGGAACUCCUGAACUCCACCGAGUCGAAGGAAAAGGCCGAGGCCAUGCUCAAGGGCGCCGUCAAGGAGAAAGAGGUAAAGAAGCUGAAAUUCGCCAUUCAGCAGGCCAAGGAGGCUGGCGUUGAAAAGGACGUCAUCAAGGAGGCCAAAGCUGUUCUCAAGGAGGAGCUGCCCAAGGCAGAGGCCCGGGAGCUGCUCAAGGAGGCGCUCGAGAAGGGCACGGUCGAGGCCCUCGAGGAGGCCGUGAUUGCGGCGAAGGAGGCCCCGCUCCCGAAGGACGAGUACAGGGAUGCGAACACCCUGCUCAAGAGGGAGAAGGAGAAGGCGAAGCUUCUCAAGUCCGUUAAGCAGGCGCUCAGCGACUCCAAGAGUGCCGACAUGGCCGACAUCGAUUCCAUGAGGGAGGCGAAGGACAAGCUCGCGGCGGCGAUCACAGACGCGCUGGCGGCCAACGUCGCCGAGGCGGACCUCAAGGACGCGGAGAGUAGGCGGAAGAAGCUGCACAACACCAUCGAGGACCUAAAGGGCUCCAUCCGCGUGUUCUGCCGCGUCAGGCCGCUGAGCUCGAAGGAAAAGGAAAAGGGCGACACCAAGGUCACCAACGCCAUCGAUUCCAUGAACCUGUCGAUUGAGUCCGAGUCUGGCGGCAGCAGCAAGUACUGCUUCGACGCCGUGUUCAUGCCUGGCACGCAGGGCGAGGUCUUCAACGACUGCAAGGACCUCGUGCAGUCGGCCGUCGACGGCUACAACGUGACUCUCUUCGCCUACGGCCAGACGGGUGCCGGCAAGACAUUCACCAUGUACGGCGCCAAAGGCCAGGAGGGCGUGGCCCCCCGGACGAUCCAGGAGCUCUACAGAGUGGUGGAAGAAGGCAAGAUCCGGUGCGACUACACUGUGAUGUGCUCCAUGCUGGAGCUCUACCGAAACGACCUCGUGGACCUGCUGAGCAAGGGCAACCCUGCAGCCUCGAAGGGCAAGCUGAACCUCAAGGUCGACAAGGCCGGCGCUGUGCUGGUGGAGAACCUCACCGAGGAGGCCUGCGACAGCGCGGACGAGCUGUCGAGGCUGCUGGAGAGGGGCAACGAGCAGCGGACUGUGGCCGCCACGGAGAUGAACAGCGAGAGCUCGCGCUCGCACCUGGUGCUCAUCAUCAAGGUAGUGAGCGUCAACAGGGAGACCAAGGAGAAGCUAGCAGGUCACGCCAAAUGUGUAGCGGAAGAGGUCGAGCUGAGGUGGCUCAUGAUCUGCCUCGCGCUGGUGUUCGCUACGAUCUACCUGUCCAUCUCUGGUGUCAUGCCGAAGAUUGUCCGCAUCUUCAUCAUGACCGAGGACCUCAGGGCUCCGGGCACCCCCGAGGGCCCGCGGGACCUCGGUGCCGUGAAUAUUACCUACUUCUGGACCUCCCUCGGCACGUUCUUCUGGCUGGCCCUGACCGUGUUCAUGGUGAUCAGCACCACCCCGCCACUGAUGUUCAACGUCAGCCAUUUCGCGCUCUACGUGCUCUCCAUCAGGAUGGCGGAGCACGGGAUGCUGAACUACUAUAAGAACCUCGGCGAUAGUGACGAGCUCUCCAUCUGGCGUGGCCAGCAGUCGUACAUGAUCUCCGCGCCACUGUACAUCAUGUCCAUCGUCCAGGGCACGCUGGCCGCCUGGGGCAUCUACUGGCGGGGGAGCGACAAGUCCUUCUGGAGCUCCAGCGACCACGGCUCGGACGUCAUCCGCAUCGCGACGAUCUGGGUGACGUUCAUUUGGGUGAUGCUCUUCUUCUGCAUCGCGUUCACCGCAAUCAUGGCCACACGCUACGACCUCUUCCACGAUGUGCAGGACAAGUUCGAGAGACAGUGUCAGGUCUGCGCCUGCUGGAUGAUGGCCCUGAUGGCCAUCACGGUCUGGGAGCCGCUGUGCAACUUCUGGGGUUUCGAACAGAGCAUCGACGCCCUCGCCAAGGACGAGAGCCGCACGUUUGUCAGGUGGUGGGCCAGCUUCAACGUCUGGUGGCGCAGCCGCGCGUGGAUGCUCCGCUACGUCAUCGACUUCGGGCUGCCAGUGCUGAUCCUGUCAGGAGUCACCGGCUCGACGCCGCUGAUCAGCGUCAUCCUGCAGGGCAUGCGCACGGCCUAG